GCUCCGCCUCCAGUCCUCGUGGAGCGCGCUCCUUCAGUGCGCCACUCUGCCAAGAGAAAACAGGGAACGGGGAAGUAGGAAGUAGGCCUAUAUUCUUUGUACUUUUCCUUGUCGUCAUGCAUUUGAUCAUUCGCCGGUUUCAUCCCUCAGACAGAGACAGUGUAUGUGAGCUGUUUAGCGUUGGGAUUAAGGAGCACAUUGGCCCAUGUUUCUAUAAUGCCAUGAGCAGCCGUCUCUACAUCACCAUCACCACCUCCCUCUGUGCUGCUGGAUACUGCCUUGGAUCAUGGUUAGGGGCUGUUCUCUUACCAGGACUAUGGAUAAGUGUUGUUUACUAUUGCUGCUAUGAGAUCUAUGCAGGCUAUGUGAGGAACAGACUCCGAACAGACAUGCGGGACAUUCCUGGGUGCUUCAUGAGCAGGCCUGGAGACUGCUUCUGGGUGGCUGAAGCUGAGAUGGAGGGUCAUGCUCAGAUCCUGGGCACUGUGGCUGUGGUGGAGAGAGAGGACGGUGGAGAGAGGUUUGGUGAACUCUUCAGGAUGAUCAUCGCUCCUACAUGCAGGCGCAUGGGCUUGGGCCGGAGACUUACACAGACUGUUGUGGACUUUUGUAAAGAGGGAGGCUUCUCUAAAGUAGUGCUGGAGACCAGCUCUACUCAGGCAGCAGCUGUGGCUCUGUAUGAAAAAAUGGGCUUUAAAGUAGUCCUUGUACAUAAAAAAACAGAGGCAGCAUUCUGGAUCACACUUCUCUCUCAAAUUACAGUCAUAAGGAUGGAGAAAUGUAUAGUAUAAACUUUAAUUACAAUUCUGAUCACAAAGUUAGACAUGAUGACCAAACAGUUCUGAAGUUCUAAUAGAAGAAUAAGCAUUAUUCUAAUACUGUGAUAAUGUGUUGAUGUGAUUAUUAUAUGCACAUAAUCAGGCGUCAAUGUUGUAUUUCAAAAAAAUGAACACUUGGGGGAGCUCUCAGAUCAAAAUCUGAACUGAUGAUUGUUGAUAUAUUUUGAUUAGGUUGUUUUAUGUAUAUAUAGUUAUAAGAAAAAUGCCAUAAAAACAGGA
Boleophthalmus pectinirostris (great blue-spotted mudskipper) is the source of this 1058-nucleotide messenger RNA. Its product is annotated as probable N-acetyltransferase camello. Bases 117 to 791 code for a protein of 224 amino acids. Gene Ontology annotation, molecular function: N-acetyltransferase activity. The record is from RefSeq and is a predicted model, not a curated record. The transcript is spliced from 2 exons. NCBI's taxonomy places the organism in Eukaryota, Metazoa, Chordata, Actinopteri, Gobiiformes, Gobiidae.